Molecule: messenger RNA, 8399 nt
Organism: Lytechinus pictus (painted urchin)
Lineage: Eukaryota; Metazoa; Echinodermata; Echinoidea; Temnopleuroida; Toxopneustidae
Exons: 32
Coding region: 35-7252 (2405 amino acids)
Molecular function (GO): calcium ion binding
Source: RefSeq, a predicted model, not a curated record
ACGAUGCGAGCCACUUACCCCUAAUUCAACUCGAAUGCAAGUCACCCCAUCAGAUUGCAUGGACGAGCCUUCUUUCGGAGAAACCUGUCUGCUUGGGUGCGACACGGGAGGCUACGCCGUGGUUCCCCAGGACUACACUUAUACCUCGUGCCUCGGAAAUGGAGAGUGGUCACGUGACAUAAUUCAGGCACAAUGUGAAGACUUCCAAUCCCCGAUAUUCACCGUAUGUCCCUAUGACUUCACGGUUUAUGCAUCACGUGGUGCCUAUACGGCUAACGUCACUUGGUCGAUCGACGCCACAGAUAACGACGGACAACUGCCCUCGAUCAGCUGCAGUAUGCAACAAGGCAUGCUGGGAGAAGGAGACUACUCGGUCACGUGUGUCGCUGUGGAUAUUGCGGGAAAUUCCGCAAGGUGCUCCUUCGACGUAUCUGUUAAGAUUCGUCGUUGCGCUGCUCUGUCGCCCCCUGCCUUCGGAGGGUUCUCAGAACUGACCCCAUGUGACAACACGUGGGGUAGCCGCUGCGUUGUGACCUGCUCAGUGGGACAUAAUCUGGUCGGACCUGAAGAUACCACGUGCGAAUAUGACGGUGUCAGGAUGUUCUGGGAUCGCGAGUCAACGCCAUAUUGUGAUGAAUCUCAAUGUUCUGCGUUAACCCUUCCUACUGGAGUUGGUGUGUAUCCUGGGCUCUGCACCGGGACUGGAAAGCUCUACUAUGGCACAAGCUGUUCCUUCUUCUGUGGUGAUGGUUUGUCGUUAGAGGGCGAUGUCGAGCCUGUCAACUGUCUAAGUAACGGUACUUGGGAUAGGACUGUCAAUGAAAACUCGACCAUGGCUUGUGUUGACCGAGUUUCACCAACACUCCUGUAUUGCCCGGGACCCAUCACGACCACACGCACCGAGGUUUGGGGUGUUGAAGUCACGUUCGAUAUCCCCAGUGCCAGGGACAAUGUCGACGACGAUUUGGACGUUGUUACAUUUCCUGAUGACCUCUCUUCCCCGUACAACUUCACUGUCGACACGUUAUGCGUUUAUGAGUUUUUCGAUGAAAGUGGGAAUAGUGUCGCAUGCGCUUUUCAAAUUUACGUCGAGGAUAACCUGGCGCCGAUCGUCGUAUACUGUCCCGAUGAUCUAAACGUUACAGCAAGUCAACCAUUAACUGAAGUAACAUGGGACGAGCCUGAAUUCGAAGAGGUCACAGGGGAUGAGCUUAUUAUCACUUGUAACUUUGAUGACAAUACAGUUGAUUUGCCUUGGGGAGCCCAUGUUGUCAUAUACACAGCUACCAAUACUGACAAUGGAAAGGUUUCUAUUUGUCAGUUCGUUGUAGAUGUAAGACCUAUACCUUGUCUGAGGCUCGACCCACCAGGCAACGGGGCUCUUGCAUGUGACACUUGGGAAUUCGGCCGAUUCUGCAGUAUGUUUUGCAACCAAAACUACGACAUUCCGCGGCAGAGCUCUUCUGUCGAGCCACCAAACCUUUACGUGUGCGGGACAUCUGGAAUAUGGACUCCACAUGCAAAUGUUCCAGACUGCUCAGAGGUCCGCCGACCAGGACGGAGCAAUCUGCCGAACGAAUUGUUGUACUACUCAGGAACCUGCGGGGAUGACGAGACCAACCAGGAAAUUGCUGAUAACUUUUUGAUCGUCAUCGGAGACUCCCAAUUCGACGACGUGUGCGCUGACGAGCAGGAGUGUAACGCCCAAAACGUUGAAGUAACCUGUGGUCCUGUCAGCGGAGAUAUGUCCAUCCGACGCAGAGGGAUACGGGAGCGGGGUCGCCAGCGUCGCCAGCUACAACGCGUUGAAGCAACAAUUGCACGAGGUUCGACCGUCUUGAAGCGCAACGUCCAUGCCCAACAACAGUUCGAGUACUCAAUCUACUGGGAAUUCGCAGUUAACGUCAACCAGGAUCCUUCCCUCAGUAACUGGGACGCUGCGCUUGAUGCUGAAGAUCUCAUGAUCCAAAUGGUGGACGUCGUUCAGGAUAGUAUCGACGCAGGAACCUUCCCACCACCAUCAGUACCCGGUGUCGACCUUGACUUAAUCGAAGACUCAUUGGCAUAUGGGUAUUCGCAACCAGAGUGUGCGAGUGCUUACAUUGCCGAUAACAGCGACCUUCACUGCUACAUGUGCAUGCCUGGUACAUCUUCCAACACUGGGGUAGUACCAUGUUACAGAUGUGACUUUGGAUUCUAUGAAAGUGAACCGUUGAGUACGAACUGUACAUUGUGCCCAAACCAAACAACAACUCUUCAAAAAGGUUCAAACUCAUCGGACUCGUGUGUAGCCCUUUGCGAACCAGGACAUCGCUCUAAUACGGGCAUCGCUCCAUGUACUAAGUGUCCCAUCGGAAGCUUCCAGCCGUCCAAACAAAUGACAUUUUGUAUUGAAUGUCCAGCCAAUACCACCACCGUCGCAGAGGGCGCCACUCUAGGUGACCUGUGUCAAGAUAUUAAUGAAUGCAACAGUCAACCAUGUCAGAAUAACGCUACUUGCAUGGAUAAACUGGAAAGCUAUUCAUGCCUAUGCGCAUCAGGUUUUAGUGGGGAUAACUGUGAGGUAAACAUCAACGAGUGUGGAUCUUACCCCUGUCUUAACGGAGCAACCUGUAUUGAUGGCAUCAACAUCUACACUUGCCAGUGUGCCCCCGGAUAUGAAGGGUCCGGGUGCGAUCGAGACAUCAAUGAAUGUUUGCUUUCACCUUGCCAAAACAACGGUACGUGCAUCAAUUAUGAUGGCUACUACGUAUGCCUUUGUAUGGAUGGGUUUCACGGAUACGACUGCGAGCAGGAAAUCAAUGCAUGUUCACCAGAUCCAUGUUUGAACGGUGCAACUUGUGAAAUCUUCCCCGGUGACGUGUUCGGUUACAGAUGCACUUGCCCACCAGGAUACUCCAAUUUGAAUUGUUCACGAGAUAUCAACGAAUGCAGCAGUGACCCUUGUUUCAACGGAGGGUUGUGUACGGAUGAAAUCGCUCGCUAUUCUUGCGAUUGUCCGAAUGGCUACGGAGGGGAUAGAUGCGAGGUUGACAUCGAUCUCUGCGCAAACAUUACGUGUGAAAACAACGCUACGUGCGUUGACUUUGGCUCCUACUACAUCUGCUCCUGCACAUCGCGGUAUGCAGGGGACCUUUGUGAAAGGAAUAAGACCGUCUGUGAUGGCAUCCCUUGUCAGAAUGGUGGCACUUGUACAAACCUUAGUGAUAAUGAUUUUAGCUGCGAAUGUCCAACUGGCUAUGGGGGUAAGAUAUGUGAGAUCCUCAUUGAUGCCUGCUACUCUGGCCCUUGCUCAAAUGAUGCUUUGUGUAGUACUGAUGGAUUAGGCCAACCUGUUUGUGUAUGCCUACCUGGUUACGACGGUUCUUUUUGCGAGGAUGAAAUCAACGAGUGCAUGUCACAUCCCUGUGGAAAUAAUGGAACCUGCAUUGACAAGAUCGCAUCUUAUGAAUGUCAUUGUACAGAUGGAUGGGAAGGCCCAGACUGUGCAGUGAAAACAAACUUUUGCGAAGAUGACCCAUGCGAUAACGGGGGCACUUGCAUGAAUGUCGAGGACGCUUACGUCUGCGUCUGUCCCACCGGCUACAAAGGUGUUGAAUGCGAGGUGAAGGUGACCUUGUGCUCUUCUGAACCUUGUUACAAUGGAGGAAGCUGCCAGGAGAAUCUCGAUGCUUUUUACUGCUUAUGUCUUCCUGGGUUUACUGGCGAUUUCUGCGAAAUCAACAAAAAUGAAUGCGAAUCCAUGCCCUGUUUAAAUAACGGAACCUGUGUGGACGAGCUGGCCUUUUAUCGAUGUGUAUGUCCGAUGGGCUACACUGGCCUCCAAUGUGAACAGAUCAUCUACCCUUGCCUUGAUUCCCCUUGCAAUAACGGAGGAACCUGUUCACACAUGGCACCUGGUUUGUACAAGUGCUUUUGCCCUCAAGGCUUUACUGGGCUAAACUGUGAUACGGACAUUGACGAAUGCAGCAGCUUUCCUUGUUUCAAUGCCGAGGCAUGUGAGGAUGGUCCGAAUGGUUACUCGUGUAUCUGCAAGACUGGUUUCGGUGGGACCCAUUGUGAGCUGGAUAUUGACGAAUGCUCAUCCGCACCAUGUCAAAACAAUGCUACUUGUGUUAAUCUCCCUGGUAACUUCUCGUGUGAUUGCCUACCGGGCUAUGACGGGGUCUAUUGCGAGAAUGAUAUAGAUGAAUGCAUGCAACAACCCUGUUUAAAUGGAGCGACUUGUGUGGAUGAAUUGAAUUCCUUCAACUGCAUCUGCGCACCAGGGUUCAUCGGGACUACGUGUCAGGUGGUAGAGGCUCCCCAGUGCUACCCGACAAAUCCAUGCCAAAAUGGCGCCACCUGCACAGGAAGCGACGACGGUGCAGGUUACGUGUGUAGCUGUUUGGCGGGAUUUACCGGAACCCUUUGCGAAGAGAACAUCGAUGAAUGCAUUGGAAAUCUUUGUACAAAUGGUGCCACUUGUAUCGACAAGGUGAAUGGAUAUGUCUGUCGUUGUCAACCUGGUUAUGAGGGAGAUCUUUGCGAUGUGAAUUCUGACGACUGUUCGCCAAAUCAGUGUGAAAAUAAUGCUGCUUGUCUUGAUCUUCUAAAUGGUUUUAUCUGCAAUUGUACCAAAGGUUUCGAAGGUACACUAUGUCAGACCGACGUGAAUGAGUGUGAGUCCACACCUUGUCUGCAUGGAGGAACUUGUAUGGAUGAAGAAGGAUUUUUCUCUUGUAAUUGUGAAUCCGGUUACAGUGGAGAUAUGUGCGAGAUCAACAUUGACGAUUGUGCAGGCGAUCAUUGUUACAAUGGUGCUAAUUGCUUGGAUGGACUGGAUAGUUAUACCUGCUCGUGCCCCCCUGGAUUUACUGGGGAGCUGUGUGAAAAUGUUCUCCCAUCCAACUAUGAUUUCAUCUUUGUGGCGAGUAAUCCUCUCCUCGUCCGGGAGGAAAUUUUCUCCCAGGGUCCACCAACCGUACUGAGCCUAUCGCUGUGGAUACGCACCGUCUCAUCGCCACCGUCUUUCCGCCUCCUCCGUCUUGAGGACAAAACAACCUCAAAUAUUAUAUCAAUUGAAAAUCCAUGCUCUUUAAGAGUAACCAUAAACAGCCAAAUCAAAGACACCAAUCUGGAUCUUUGCGAUUAUGAGUGGUACCAUAUCUUUUUUACCUGGGACGUACAAACUACUGGACAAUGGGAGUUGAGAGUAAAUAACAGUCUUUUAGAAAGUGGAAGCAAUGUGGCCUCUUUGUCGCUUGAGGAUGUUCUGUCCAUAGGAGCACCUCAGAUGGAUGUUGGUGAUCUGGUUUUCUUGAGUAGCUACAAUCUUUGGAGUUUGGAAUUGAACGAAGAAUCUCGAUCUGAACUUUCUUCAUCAUGUCUCUCCGGGCUAUUUGGAAACCUAAUUUCUUGGACCGAGUUGGUGGUGGAAGUUACCGAAUCAAAUCAGCUGCUGACAGCAUCCCCAUCACUUUGUGAUUCCUUCGAUGAAUGUCUUAGCAACCCUUGCCAGUAUGAAGGCACAUGUACGAAUCUUCCCAAUAUGUUUACCUGUACGUGCAAGGAUGGCUUCACUGGGCUGUACUGCGAGGGAUUUGUUGACAUUUGUGAGGAGAACCAUUGCCAAAAUGGUGGGACAUGCGCCACCGUUGAAGGGCAAUUAAUCUGUACAUGUUUGGAAGGAUUUUCGGGAGACCACUGCGAGUUUGAAAUAGUCGAUGGAGGCUGGAGUGGAUGGAGCCCAUGGACUGAGUGUCCCGUCACUUGCGGGGGUGAUGUUCAUUACCGCUAUCGGGAAUGCAAUAACCCAGAACCACAAAAUGGCGGUCUUCCUUGCUCGGGAGAAGAGGUCGAAGAACAACCAUGUAACACUCAAGAAUGCCCUGGUUGUGUCGAGCUGAGACGUCCUCUUAACGGAUACUUAUACUGCGAGGAAACUCCGACUCUCAUCAUCUGCACGAUGGAAUGCCGAGAGGGGUACGAGCCCGAGAAUUCAAAGUACGAGAGGGAUGAGUACUUCUGCGGAGAAGAGACAAACUACAGGUGGAACCAUCAGACACCGCUGAAUCCAUAUGCCCGACUCCCGAGCUGUGUUGAGGUCCAGCGGGCAACGGAAGCAAAUGGUUUUUCUAGCGUUGAUUACCCUACUUCUAUUUGCCAAUCUCUGGAAGAGAAGCAAGCCAUUGAAAACGCCUUUACCAAUCUUCUUCUAACUUAUGGGCAGGAGUUUCAAUGCCUGACCAUGGGUACUUGUCAAAUUGAAAGCAUCGAGGCACUAAAUUGCGAAUCAGUGACAGUGAAUGCUGUAGGAAGACGUCGAAAGAGGGCAGCAGACAGCGGAGUUACCGUCAUGGUAACCACGUUACAGAAUCUAACAUAUGGAGAUGAGCCAGGGUCACAGCCUCUUGAUUACUUCUUGGAAGCCUUUGAGAAGCUGGUCCUAGAUGAUUCUCUCGUCCUAACUGUCGAUGAUCAGGUCCUGGAACCAAACAAGAGUUCCCUCUCCAACGAGGCUUUCCAAAAGUGCCCGCCUGGAUACCUGACGGCAUUGGACUUCGGGUAUUGCGUACCGUGUGGACCGGGAACAUAUGAGGCAUUGUUACCAACUGAGAUCGACCGUGAGUGCAAUCCAUGCCCAGUUGACACAUAUCAAGAUGGCUAUGCGCAGACAGAAUGUAUCCAUUGUCCAAAUGGCACCGUCACUGCAGAACCUUAUUCAUCCAAUAUAUCGGAUUGCUUUGUUCCAGAGGUAGUACCCCCUGUAACAUCAGUACCAGGCUUGGAAAAGAGUACUAAGAUAAUUAUAUCGGUGACUACCGUCACAGCAGCACUUCUUGUGGUUGUUGCCAUUUUGAUCUGGUAUUUCUUCUACUAUAGACCAAGAGCAAAGGUUUCUAGUGAUGCCAACGACUCGCAGCCAAGUGAGUCAUACAACCUUCAGGUGCGUGGAAAGACUACCCCAGCAACUGACCCCAACCAGGGUUUAAAGGGGUCUCUUUCCACCGUGAACCCUGGACCUUCUCCUUCACGAGACUCCCCUACCGGUGGACCUCGGCCAAAGUCCGCCUUUGACGUCCACGCGCCGCUGGAGGAAUACAACCCCGGUGCCGGUGGAGGAGAUCGUACCGACCUGGGGACGACACCUGGGUACCCGACUCCUAGAUCAUCAUCACCAAGGCCAGAGUCAUCGGCUGCAUCAAGGAAUGAUGAAAAACAACCUUCCAUGUUUAUCGAUCCCAAGAUCCUUGAGGACGAAGUCGCUUGAUAAGAAAUAGACUGAUUCAAAUUUUCGGGAACAACUUUCCAAUAGGGCAGUCACAAUUGGUCAAGCGUUGGUUUCUGAUUAGUUAAAUUAUAUUUUAUGCACUAUCACGAGUAACAGCCGAUAUAAGUGGCACUACCAACUUGAUGUGAAAUUACUUGUAGAAAGUUAGUUGUUAUCGAACAUUUAAAUCUGUUGAAAAUAUUAUCCGUCCAAAUGUAACGAUCCAAAGUUCCUCAAAUGCAAAAUGCUUCAUAAAUGAAAUAGAUCCGGAGAAAGUUAAUUGAUUUUGUUGACUAAUUUUGAAUGUGAAAUACAGUUUCAUGUAAAUGUAAUUGACAGUGAGAUUUGGUGUAGUGUUCAUGGGCGAUAUUCAGGUCCUUUCGAAGGUCUUGUUUAUCUGUAAUGACAUUUCCAAGUAUUAAACUUUUUCAAAAGCCUUUCCAAAAGAUGGAUGCUUAGCUUCUGCAAUCGACAUUAUUAUUUUCAGUAGUUUAUAAGGUAGUCAUGGAGUGGUAUCAUUGUUAUUUAUAUAGCCGAUUUGUAGUAAAACCUAGCUAAAGCAAUUUGUAUGUGUUUAUGUAUGUUAUUGGCACGAAUAUUCAUCUCUGGGUAAAGACAUGCAAGAUUCAUUUUCUGAAUUUGUUGGAAACCCGAAACUGCAUUAACCAUGGUAAUAUCAUAGGAGGGGGGGGGGGGUCUUAAUCACCUUCAGUGGUAUUUCUUUUCUGCACCUUUAUCCCUUUGUUUCUCUUCAUGUUUUGUUUUACAUUUCUUUAUUUGCACCCCUCUCCCGUCUUUUGCGCCCCCUGAAAGUGAAGCCCGGGGCAAGUGCCCCCUCCCCCCCUCCCCCCGCUAGAUCCAACACUGAUAACAAGCAUGUCUUCUAAGCUUUUUUUUUCAUUUGUCUUCUCUCUUUUUAGCAUAGCAUACAUGUACACCAAUUAUUCAUACUUUUAGAAAAAUAAAAAAUGUUUAAUUCUUUGUUUUAAGAAAUUAUGAAUUCAUGAGUUUUCUUGCAUUUGAUUUAUAUUGAUAUUACCCAUAUACAACGGUUAUCUAAUUUUUUGUUGAUUUUUUGUCUUCCUUGAUAUGUAUUUCUGUAUAUAUGUUGAAAAUUGAUAAUAAAAUACACUAAUUCCAAUUUAAA